UUUCUCCCUUUGUGCAUUUCGCCAUCGCCAUGGCCAUCAUGCCGCCAUCGCCGUCAACAGAGGCAUCAUCACCUGAUGCAUACUCUGACCAAGAUCUCUCCUGGCUCAAUGCCUUGCCGCAUCAGUCAGCAUUUGCCUCUUCCUCUUCCUCUGGCCCCGCUGGUCACCUCGCCCUUCGUGGGUCAGACGCCCUCGUCGCCCUCGAUGGUCAGCUGCGCAUCUUCAGCUUGAGCUCGCUCAAGCAUGCAAAUGAUAGCCUGGCCUCAGAAUACAAGGUUCUCUCCAAUCCCCUCAUCGCCGAAGCCCUCGCCCAGGAGCAUACACUCGCCCUCAACCCUCUCAAGACGCUCCUCGUCAUCCAAUCUGAAACCUCCCUCGUCCUCAUCAUUCUUCCACGCACGACAUCACUAGCGUCAGACUCGUUGAGCAUUCCAGUCAAGGCACACAAAGUAGGUGCCUUCUAUCACAAUUCCCGCUCGCCUCGCGAGGAGCAAAUUGUUCAAGUCAAAUGGCAUCCAUGGAGCAAGCGAGGGACGUCGCUGCUGGUCCUGUCCAACAAUGGCUGCCUCGAGGAAUACGAUGUAGCUAGGGAUCUUCAUGAGCCCCAGCAAGCGAUCAGGCUACUGCCUCAGGCCUCACAGCCAUCGCCAUCACGAGUGAAAUCAGGUCGCAGCCGUAGCACAAUGUCUCCGAUGCCAGGCGCGAGCCAUCAUCAAGACCUCGAUGCAGAUCCAGCUCAUCAAGCGGCCGCCUUCACCCUCGCCAUAGGGGCAGAGACGUCAACAGCAUGGACGACUCUCACCAUCUACCUGCUCACCACUGCCGGCCAGAUCUUUGCUGCAGCGCCCUUCCUACCGCGGCACGCCCGCCUUCCCUCUUCCUUCCUGCAUAGCCUCGCCGCCUACGCCCAGCUAACCUCAGAGACCAAAUCCGCGGCAUCGAGGCAGCGAGAUGUUGCGCUGCGCUUUGUUUCCCACCUCCUUAAGCAGGCGCGCAGCUAUCAGGCAAGCAAGGCGGCAGAGGAGUCACAGGAUGGCCUGCCGGGUCGCAGAUCGAGAGCUACAACGCCCGCCGACGUGCUGGCAAGAGGCUCAACGCCCGUACUGAGCGGCGGCAUGCAUAAAUCACAGUCGCUCAUGUCAAUCGAUACGCCAGCCGCGACGACCGAUCGCGACUUGAUAGGUGGUGAAGACGACGCGCAGGAGUUCGUCGAGGUACAAUGUCCGGAUCAUGCAGUCGUACCAGGACCAAUUCUGCCUCAAGGUCCGUUUUCACUGCAGCCGGCACCACAGCCAUCAAAUGAACAGGGCGAUCGUCGAGGCAGUGAUCUCGUAUUCCGCAAAAGUAAUGGAGUGGAGCUGCUCUUCAUCAGCAAGACCGACGGCGGAGUGGACAUUGCGGUGCUGAAUGUGGCAGGCAAGAUCGCUCCACGUUGGCAGCUUUCUUCACCGCCUUCACUACUGCAUCGGGGAAGCAGCACGAGGAGCGGAAGGAUGCCGCGGGAGUCAGGCAGUUACAGCACGAGAAGUAGCAGGGACAGUCAAGUCAGGAAGUCUGGACGGUUUGGCCUCGACGACUCCUCAUCCGAGGAGGACGAGACGGAUGAAGAAGAUGCUCUGGACGGGGAGGAGAGCUUCAGCCUUGGUGCCUCGACUUCAACACUCACCUCACCAACUCUCUUCAUCUACGAGUCCCUCUCCCUUGCCCUCCCCGCGAUGUCCCAUUUGCGCAUUACGCUCGAUCCAGUCUACUCGGACACAUUUUAUGUCCACCACGAUUUUGGAGUGCACAUGGCCUGCACCUCAGCAUGGGAUAGGCGCCUCUCAGAGCUAUUGGACACGGAGGAUGCGCAAGGUAUGCAGCGCUUCUUGCACUCGAACGUGCAGAGCGAUCUCAGGUGUAUUGUGAAGAUUCAAGGCGUCACGGAGACGCGAGCGGAAAUGCGACGCGUGAGCUCGGUGGAAGUAAUCGACGACGUCUAUUUAGGCUACUCGAUAAUCGUUAUGAUGGGAGACGGAGAGAGUCUUGGGCUGGAGAUGAGUCUACGCGCCAACGCGCAGGGAAACAGCAGUACAGAAGCCGCAACCCCCGAAGCCGUAUCAUCUCCCACGCAGCGGCAACACUACACCUCCCUCCUCGGCGGCUCGCCCUUCGUCCCUCCGGCCCCCUUCAACGCCAACGACACAGCGGCCACCUUCCCGACUCUUCGCCUCAAAACGUCCGACCCGCAAGCGGCAAAGCGAGAGCUCACUGUCACGCCCGAAUCUCUGCGCCUGUUGGGGACUACGGUGCAGGACCUGCGCGGACAGGUGCGCGAAGUCGUUCAGGGAGGGAAUGCAAUCCAGCGCCGCUUGGAGUUGCAGAUGAAGGAGCUUCAGCGACAAGUGGGGAAGCUGAACGAGAUGCGCGCGCGCAUUGAGCGUCAUCAAGGCGAAGCGGGGCACAAGGAUCGCAUUGAGCGAAUUGCGGCCAACCAGCGCAAGCUCAUCGAGCGGGUGGAUCGAGUACUUCAAGGUACGAUGGAUGCCUCUGACUCUGGUGUCAGUCAGUAUGAGGAGGCUUGGAUGAAAGAAAUGGAAGUCAUGGAGCGCAGCAUGGGAAAAAACGAAAGCGAGGGAUUGAAGGGCAAGGUGAAUAAGCUGCAGGGUCAGCUUGAGUACCUGAAGCCGGAUUUGACGCUACUUGUCGGUAGUGCAAGGGACAAGGCAACUCCUACAGACAAUGGCGGCGGGAAGCUGGGCAUGCGACAGCUCGACAGAAUCCUCACUGCGCUGGGCGUUGAGUCUGAUAAGCUAGUUGAGGCGAAGGAUAAAGUGCACCGCUUGAAUAGGUCGCUACCCAAGGGAGCGACCGAGCAUGCGUUGCGUUAGAGGCAAUGCCAUCAUCUUUCGUGCUUG
Molecule: messenger RNA, 2897 nt
Organism: Jaminaea rosea
Lineage: Eukaryota; Fungi; Basidiomycota; Exobasidiomycetes; Microstromatales
Exons: 1
Coding region: 30-2870 (946 amino acids)
Biological process (GO): protein import into nucleus; ribosomal small subunit export from nucleus; ribosomal large subunit export from nucleus
Cellular component (GO): nuclear pore
Molecular function (GO): structural constituent of nuclear pore
Source: RefSeq, a predicted model, not a curated record